This is a messenger RNA of Pecten maximus, 1368 nucleotides long. Its product is annotated as neo-calmodulin-like. The transcript is spliced from 5 exons. Gene Ontology annotation, cellular component: myosin II complex. The record is from RefSeq and is a predicted model, not a curated record. The coding region runs from base 136 to 597 and encodes 153 amino acids. Lineage: Eukaryota; Metazoa; Mollusca; Bivalvia; Pectinida; Pectinidae. Gene Ontology annotation, molecular function: calcium ion binding.
CUAGUCAAGCGUUCCUGGGACGGUUUUUCCCACUACACCGGUGAAAUCCUACUAUUGGCGCGGUGGUCUGUGCAACACCUGACGGAACAAAAAUACAGUCAUUCUUCUGCUACCGGCCUCAAACAGACAACAGUCAUGGCACAAAGAAUGGACAAGAUGAUGAACGAGUUGAGAGAAGCAUUCCUUAUCCAGGAUAAAGAUGAUGAUCACAAGAUCAACAUUAUCGAGUUAGGCAGUGUCAUGCGCAGUAUAGGGCUAUGUCCUACGCAGGCGCAACUCUCCUCGAUAGCACAAGAGUAUGGUGCUAGUGCAACUGGUAAAGGAGGCAAAUUAUUUGACCUUGAUGAGUGCAAGAGGAUCGUCCAGAAAAACGCAGGAUUGACAGAGACAGCAGAAUCCGUACGGGACUGUUUCCGGAUAUUUGACAAAGAUGGAAACGGCUACAAUAGUGCGUCCGAGCUUCGUCACGUGCUCACGACCCUGGGAGAGCCCCUGAAAGAUGAAGAAGUGGACGAACUUAUCAGAGAAAUCGAGCUGACAGUUGAUGGACAGUUUAGUUAUGAAGAUGUUGUAGGACUUCUCAUGCAGUCGUCAUAGGAUUUUUUACAACCAAAGGAGGAACGAAAGAUGUAUUUUAUUUAUGAAUGGGACGUAUAACAGGGGAAGGGGGUGUACAAGCGAUGUAUUUUUUAAAAAACUGAACUCGUAGGUAAAUCCAACACAAAAAGGUGUUCAGAAUGGGCGUUUGUUUGAAAACAGGUGAUAACUGCAGGUGCAUUUUCAGAAAAUAAUGAUAAUAUGGUUAACAUAUGUCAUCAUCCAGAUGCCAGGCAGCUUGUUGAGAUUCCAAACACAAAUUUGUAACAAAUAUUCUAUAGAUGAAAUGAAAUUUUCGUUUUAUUUUACUUCGCUUUCGAUUCGAAUUUUGUAUGACGCUUAAUAUUUUUGGGUAAAAAUUGAACACUUCCGUUAUGAGGGUUGUGCUAUGAUAUAAAAUUCAUUAUUUGAAUUGAAUUCUAACCUUAAUAUUGUAAUUGUUUAUCAUAAAAUCUAAUAAUGGCAAACAAUGUUUGACAAUACUUGGCAGUUCAACCCUUUUAUGACACAAAUAAAAAUCCAUUUUUAUUGCCGCAAAUACCAAAAAUUACGUGUGUAGAGUUUUUUUUAGAUGAGUGAAUCUAUCGACGACUGUUUUACAGAAUGAUAGAACUUACUUCUGUUUGUUCAUAAGUAGCGAAAGAUCUGAGCACAACACAUGUACAUGUAUAUGUAUUUAGAUAUAUACAUUCCAUUUUGUUCAUAUCCAUCCAUAGGAUAACUUUGUUUAUAUGUUAAGCGUUGAUUCAUUAAAACUUGUAUACAAUUAUA